Messenger RNA from Pipistrellus nathusii (Nathusius's pipistrelle), 2550 nucleotides. The record is from the annotation of a GenBank genome assembly. NCBI's taxonomy places the organism in Eukaryota, Metazoa, Chordata, Mammalia, Chiroptera, Vespertilionidae.
AUGUUGUUUACCGUAAGCUGUAGUAAAAUGAGCUCGAUUAUUGACAGAGAUGAUAGUAGUAUUUUUGAUGGGUUGGUGGAAGAAGAUGACAAGGAUAAAGCAAAAAGAGUAUCUAGAAACAAAUCUGAAAAGAAACGUAGAGAUCAAUUUAAUGUUCUCAUUAAAGAAUUGGGAUCUAUGCUUCCUGGUAAUGCUAGAAAGAUGGACAAAUCGACCGUUCUGCAGAAGAGUAUUGAUUUUUUACGAAAACAUAAAGAAAUCACUGCACAGUCAGAUGCUAGUGAAAUUCGACAGGACUGGAAACCUACAUUCCUUAGUAAUGAAGAGUUUACACAAUUAAUGUUAGAGGCUCUUGAUGGUUUUUUUUUAGCAAUCAUGACAGAUGGAAGCAUAAUAUAUGUGUCUGAGAGUGUAACUUCAUUACUUGAACAUUUACCAUCUGAUCUUGUGGAUCAAAGUAUAUUUAAUUUCAUCCCAGAGGGGGAACAUUCAGAGAUUUAUAAAAUACUAUCUACCCAUCUGCUGGAAAGUGACUCAUUAACCCCGGAAUAUUUAAAAUCAAAAAAUCAGUUAGAAUUCUGUUGUCAUAUGCUUCGAGGAACAAUAGACCCAAAAGAGCCAUCUACCUAUGAAUAUGUGAAAUUUAUAGGAAAUUUCAAAUCUUUGAACAGUGUAUCCACUUCACACAAUGGUUUUGAAGGAACUAUACAACGCACACACAGACCUUCUUAUGAAGAUAGAGUUUGUUUUGUAGCUACUGUCAGAUUAGCUACACCUCAGUUCAUCAAGGAAAUGUGCACUGUUGAAGAACCCAAUGAAGAGUUUACAUCUAGACAUAGUUUAGAAUGGAAAUUUCUAUUUCUAGAUCACAGGGCACCACCCAUAAUAGGAUAUUUGCCAUUUGAAGUUCUGGGAACAUCAGGCUAUGAUUACUAUCAUGUGGAUGACCUAGAAAAUUUGGCAAAAUGUCAUGAACACUUGAUGCAGUAUGGGAAAGGCAAAUCAUGUUAUUAUAGGUUCCUGACCAAAGGACAACAGUGGAUUUGGCUUCAAACUCAUUACUAUAUUACUUAUCACCAGUGGAAUUCAAGGCCAGAGUUUAUUGUUUGUACUCACACUGUAGUAAGUUAUGCAGAAGUUAGGGCUGAAAGACGACGAGAACUUGGCAUUGAAGAGUCUCUUCCUGAGAUAGCUGCUGACAAAAGCCAAGAUUCUGGGUCUGAUAACCGUAUAAACACAGUCAGUCUCAAGGAAGCAUUGGAAAGGUUUGAUCACAGUCCAACCCCUUCUGCUUCCUCACGUAGUUCAAGAAAAUCAUCUCACACUGCAGUCUCAGACCCAUCCUCAACACCAACAAAGAUCCCAACGGAUACUAGCACUCCUCCCAGACAGCAUUUACCAGCUCAUGAAAAGAUGGCACAAAGGAGGUCAUCAUUUAGUAGUCAGUCGAUAAAUUCCCAGUCUAUUGGUCAAUCAUUAACUCAGCCAGUGAUGUCUCAAGCCACAAAUUUACCAGUUCCACAAGGCAUGUCCCAGUUUCAGUUUUCAGCACAAUUAGGAGCCAUGCAGCAUCUGAAAGACCAAUUGGAACAACGGACACGAAUGAUAGAGGCAAAUAUUCAUCGGCAACAAGAAGAACUAAGAAAAAUUCAAGAACAACUUCAAAUGGUCCAUGGUCAAGGACUACAGAUGUUUUUACAACAGUCAACCCCUGGUUUGAAUUUUGGUUCUGUUCAACUUUCUUCUGGAAAUUCACCUAACAUCCAGCAACUCACACCUAUAAAUAUGCAAAGCCAGGUUGUUCAAACUAAUCAAAUUCAAAGUGGAAUGAAUACUGGACACAUUGGCGCAACUCAGCACAUGGUACAGCAGCAGACUUUACAAAGUUCAUCAAGUCAGAGUCAACAAAAUGUCCUAAGCGGACAUAGCCAACAAACAUCUCUUCCGAGUCAGACCCAGAGCACUCUGACAGCCCCCCUGUAUAACACUAUGGUGAUUUCUCAGCCGGCAGCCGGAAGCAUGGUCCAGAUCCCGUCUAGUAUGCCACAGAACAGUACCCAGAGUGCUGCAGUUACUACAUUCACUCAGGACAGACAGAUAAGAUUUUCUCAAGGUCAGCAACUUGUGACCAAAUUAGUAACCGCUCCCGUAGCUUGUGGGGCGGUCAUGGUACCUAGCACUAUGCUUAUGGGUCAGGUGGUGACUGCCUACCCGACUUUUGCUGCACAACAGCAGCAGUCACAGACAUUGUCAGUCACGCAGCAGCAGCAGCAGCAGCAGCAGCAACAGAGUUCCCAGGAGCAGCAGCUCACAUCAGCUCAGCAACCGUCUCAGGCUCAGCUGACCCAGCCACCACAGCAGUUUUUACAGACUUCUAGGUUGCUUCACGGGAACCCUUCAACUCAGCUUAUCCUCUCUGCUGCGUUUCCACUACAACAGAGCACUUUCCCUCAAUCACAUCACCAGCAACACCAGUCUCAGCAGCAACAGCAACUGAGUCGGCACAGGACUGACACUUUGACGGAUCCUUCCAAGGUUCAACCGCAGUAG